UGUACAGCGGGAGGAAAACCGAACUUUCGGCGUAGGUAGGAGAAAAAAAUCAUUUUGUCGUCCAGCUGUUAUGGUUUUAACAUUGUUUUGAGAACUUUUCACAAGAGAAUAUUAUUGACAGAUGUUGAAGAAAUGUCAAAAUAAAAAUUGAAAAUGGACGCAACGAAACCUUAAACCUUUAUGUAUUUAAAUUGAUUAAUCUAAAUUUAAAGUAAACAAUAUUUAUGAUGUCGAUAAUUAAUAGCUAGCCACACAUGAAAUAAUACAAAACAUCAAUGAUCAAAAUGGCCGCCACAGAAACGGUGAAUGAACUUUUACAAGAUACACUGAAAAAUACAAUUAAUUCUGCGGCAACACGAGAGUCACAAGCGAAAGCCUCGAGGAUACCCAUAAAACUACAAUCCAGCAUCGCUCGAGGACAGACGCGUAGAGACCGACACAUCAUAUGCAGCUAUUGGUCGAAAAAGGACGCGGACGACGCGGGAGUGAACCAAACAAUCAACGUCAGAUAUUUUAACAAUAUGAGGAGCUUUAAAGACAAAAUAAAAAGUUACUACUCUUGUAAUCAAAACCAGUGCGCUGCGACAAAAGAACGGCUGGAACAACAUCAGCAGAGACAUUGCAAACACGAUCGAAAUAAGUUCGUUCGCAAGGAAAAGCAACAUUUGAAUAAAAACCAGUAUAAAUCACUGGAUGGUUUGAUAAGCGUAACAUCAAUAAAACCUAACGUAUCAUUUGUGAAAAAAUCAGAUGCCCGCCUCGGGACUCAUACAUCCCGAUCAAUUCCAACAGUCGAUGUUUCAAAUGAAGAAUACAUUGUCGAUAAAAGUCAUGCACAAAAUAUGAAUCUAGUUGAAGAUUGUGUGGAAUUAAAAGAGCCAAGUAAUUUAACAAUUGAAUACGCUACAACCUCAUACUCAUACAAAGAUAAAUUGCAAACGGAGAUAACAAAAUUGAUUAGUGAAUUAAAGUUAAAUCCCGAUUCGGGUGCUAUUUCUAAACUUAACAGGGAAGAACAAGAGAGUAGUUUGAAUUAUUUUGUCGAAACCAUUUAUCGAGAUAUAAAUGAAGUAAAUGAUCCUAAUUAUGAACAUAAAUUGAAAUCAGAAAUUGUUAAAUAUUUAAAUAAACUGAAUAACCAGCCACCUCCGUGUGGUGUUAAUCCUGAUUUAUCUAUAACUAAUAUAUUUCAUGAUCUCAAAGACAAAAUUCUAACUUUGAAUAGAGACUUUAAUGUAAAUAAUGAAACUAUGGAUAAAGAUGUGGCCAGUAUUAAUGAAUAUAUAACAUAUGGUCAAAUACCUUACAAUCCAUCCGUUUCUAUGAAUACCGAUGGGCUUAUAAGCGAAAUGAACAUUCCAGACAAGAAAUGGAAAGUUUCAGCGGUAAAUUCACUUUCUAAGUCUACUAAAAAUGAAAUGGAUUUUGAUGUUGAUCUAGAAAGAUCUCUUUCAAAAGAGAUACAAAUUGUUUUAAACAAAAUUGGUUUUCAAUUACCUAAAGUUGAAAUAGCCGACGUCAUUUCAAAACUUAUUGUCAAUGCUAUAUCUCGUAAGGCUGACGUCAAAUCAGUUAAAAAAGACAUAUGUAAUGCUCUCCACAGCUACGUAGAUUUAUCUCGUACAAAAGAGGAGGGCUUAGCUGACUUUCUACUGGAUAACGUUACAUUAAAAAUCGAUGAUAUCAGCUGUGAAUUCAAACAUAGUUCUUUCACUCCUCAGCUAUCGGGAAUCGUUACAGUUUAUACAUCUAAAGAGAAGAUUUCUCCUACCGCUUUGGGAUAUCUCACAACUUCAACACCAAAGAAAAAAAGAAAAAAGAAAGACAUACCAAAAAUGAAUAAAGAAGAAACUGAGUAUUAUGACUUAGUUGUGGAGCUGGUCACAGAAUGGAUGGACACCCUACCGAAAAAAUUCAAUAACAGAGAGGAAAAACUCUUUAAAGACACAAUGAUUAAAGAUUUGACUGGAUGUUUGGUAGAUGAAAUAAAGGCGGAACAAAUAUAUCCUAAAAACGAAUUGGAACUAUAUCUUAAAAGUGCUAUGAUAAAAUGGGUUCAAAAAUUUUCUAUUUAUGAAACUGCGGAAGAAAGUUUGGAUAAAAUUGAUGAGUUAUACAACAAAAUUAUAAAAUUGCCUACACCAGAUUUAACUAAACCACAUCACGGUAACCGGCAAGUUAUGGAAAAUCUGAAAUACAUUGAAAGAGGCAAUUUGAUGAAACCUGACUACAUACCAGCCGGUGGUCUCCACAUAGAAGACGAAAUUUCAAUUUGGGUGAACGAACAACCUGAUGAUAUAUACACAUUUAAGGACAGAACUGUACGUAAUAAAAUGAUUCAUGAUUUAGCUGAAACUAUUCAUAAACUGCUUGUUGAUAAGCGACCAGAGAAAGAAAUACAAGAGGAAGUAGAAAAAUGGUUGGUUAAUGUAAUAGGUGAUGACGAAAAGGCACACAUACAGGAAUUGGUUGAAAGUUUGAAAGAUCGUGUCAAGAACAUGCCUCUACAAGAAGAUCUAGAAAAGAAUAUUCAAGAUAGAAUACAGACUGAAGAAGCCCAAAGAACGUUUAAGUUAAAGAAAUUAGCCUCUAACUUAGAACAACCGAGUGUAGAGUAUGUUGACCCUAAUACAACCAUGCAGGAAUUUGUUACGAAAUUUGUUGAGCAUUACUGCAAUACUAGUGAUCAACAACUACGAGGAGCUCUUGGCUAUUUACUAAAAAGAGAGUUAAUAAAAUUAAGUGCUCCUACUAGAAAAGAACUGUAUGAUAACUUGUCGAAAUCAAAACCCACGGUUGAUUUUUUACCGGAAAAGUUUUUCACCGAACUCGAUUACAUGCGCAUUGUUUCAGAUUGGUUGAACACUCUUCCGUUACAUUCUUCAUACAGGUGUCGAGGGAACAAUCAUCGAAUUGAAUUUAUAACCAAUGUUGUAUCGUACAUAGUUGAUAUUGAAGAAGAACGAAAAAUAAACCCUGAUGCGAUGAAUUACGAUAAAUACUUAGCUGAUAUAAUUGAUACUUACAUACGUCUCCUGGCUAUACCGGAACCGCAACAAUAUGCCAUGAGAUGGGAGAUAAAAGAGCUUUUAUCGAGUAUAGCUGAAUUUAGGAACAAAAGUCAAAGUAAAACUACUGCGCUACCCCCUGACCCGAUUAAUCUUGAUGAUAUUAUUAGUGAGUUUAUCCAAAGGUAUGCUGUAGAUGAAGAUGACCCUUUGAAAAUUGAAGUAUGGACUAUUCGAUUAUUAGAGGAAGCCAAAAGAAUUAUAAAUGGAACAAGUAAUCCCGAAGCUUUGAGUAAAACUCAAGUUUAUAAUCAUUUACAUGAAGUUGCCGAGCCCGGUCAUGAAACGAUAAAGAGAUUUGAAUAUGAACUCGAUUAUAUAGAAGAAAUAACAGAUUGGCUUCAAAACCUUCCUUUGCUCCCAAUUACCAAUGAUUCUGAGGAAGAAAACAGAGCUAUUAUGAUAUCUGAGUUAUCUGAAAAGAUAUAUGAUCAUUAUGUUAGAAAAGAUAGGACAGCAGACGCUACUCGAGCCGAUACAGACUUUGCGGAGUAUGUCAAGAAAUGGAUUGAAAGACUACCUAUGGAUAAAAAUCAGGAAUCAGUAAUUAUCCCAGUCGUCAUGCAACAAUUAAUAAAUAGAAUAGAAAAGUCGAGUAAACAAAGAAAUUCUAGAUCAUCUUUGCUGAAUCUUUCAAGUAUAAAACAGAAGAACUCAGCUCCAGUGAAAUGUAAAACGUCUUGUCCAAAAAACAAACAAUAUCAAAAGGAUCCGGGGAAGUUUUUGCUAGAAGAAUUAAAUAAAUUUGCAAAUGGCCUGUCAAUAAAAUCAGAAAAUGACGAAAUAAAUAAACCAGAUAAAGAUAAAUUCGUAAAUAUGUUGUUUAAAAAAAUUGGAGACUUAAACAAUGAUCCAAAAGUUUUUAAUAACGACUUUCUGUACAAAGAAAUGUUAACUAAUACAGUUGAUUGCCAUCUACAAGACAUAUCUGAAUUACCAAAGAAUAUCAAUAAACUUAAAUCAACUUUGAUCAAUAAUGUGAUUGAUUUAACAAAUGCCAUCAAAGAAAAAAUUGCCGGUGAUAUUUAUAAACAAUCUCUACAGGAGGCACUAGAUGCAUCGAUCCCCAAUCCUUUACCUAAGCAAGCCUAUGAUCCAGGUUUCGAGAUAUAUAAGAUUCGCUUAGUAGAAAUGUUUAUUUUGGAGAAUUUCGAUCACAGUAACGACGAUCUUAAGGAAAUAUACGAACAACGUCUUAAAAAGGCAAUAGAUAAAUAUUUUCAGAGCGCUCGGAAUAAGAACGCUUUACCAUUGAGUAAAGAACAAAUUUACAACGAAUUAUACAGUUCCUUAUUUAAAGUACCGAUACCUAACGAGACAUCUGUGAUCGAACUACUCGAGGAAGUGAAACUGAGGUGUGAAAUUGACGCUUGGUUCGAAAGUUUACCUAUAAAAAGUACAGACGAUGUAAUCGUGCUGUUGCAGUGGGACAAAUUAUUAUCCACGUUGGCAAAACGAAUAUGUGAAAUAGAAAGAAUCGAACAGAAACCGGAUGAUAAGAUACGACGAGAGAUUAAUAAACUACUGGAAAAGCUGCCUUUAUUGCCAAACAACAACAUUGACGAUCAAGUUGAUAAAUUAUGCGUUGCUCUAAAAUCUAAUACAGAUCGUAGAAAAAUUACGAGCAAAGAUCGUCGUAAAGAUUCUAAGGGUAAGAGCAAAAGUAAAAGCAAAACAAAGAGCAGUUCUAGCAGCACAGGUCUAGAUAAUAAAAUAGAGACUGGUUCAACUCCAACCACUGGUUCGCCUCAUGUAAACAUCGAUGAUCAGUUAAAAAAAAGUCCUGUAGAUCUUAUUAUUGAAAUAGUAAAUAAAUGGUGCAAUGAUCUGCCCCUGCCUUGUGCAACGCCACAGGAAAUGGAAGUAGCGAAUGAAAUCAAACAAUUUGUAUUCUUGAAGAUCAUAAUGAAAGUGAGUGAACUAAAUUGUGAUGCGAAAAUAUUUGCCAAUGAUUAUCUUUAUAACGUGUUACUUGAUGAAGAAUUAGACAAAAUUCUAUCAGCACUGCCGCAAUCUUACGAAUUACAACAAAGUAAAGAAGAUAGAAAACGUGUUUUAAAAGAAAACAUUAUAAACACAAAAUGUUUCAUCGCAGAAGAAAAGGCUCGUUAUGAUUACAAGCAAAGUUUAAAAGAUACAGUUAAAUCUGUACUUGAAGAGCCGAAAAAUCUUACCCAGGGUGAAGCUUGCGAUUUUAAUACUCUAGUUGAAGAAAUUAUUAAUGAUUUUUUGCUUUAUUACCAUUACCAAGGUACAGAAAUACAAGAUAAACAAGAGUUUAAAACGAAGUUGUAUGAGGCAGUAGUACGAUAUUUCAUGAACUUGGAUACUAAAGGGAACAUUCAACAUUUGGAUCCGCUUAUGGUUAGAAAUCAAUUAAUAAGCGAACUUGCAAAAGUACCGGUUCCUAGCCAGGCUGUUGUGUUUGAAGAACUCAGAGAAAUCGUAUUGAAAAGCGAUGUGAACGAUUUCUUCAAUGAGCUUGCAGUCUCCGAGAAAGACUCCGAAAACGGCUCUGAGAAAGCAAAACUAAAAAAUCAUCUGAAAAUUACACUCACAAAUAAAUUACUUGAUCUACAAAGAAAUGGUUUUAACGAGGCCAAUGACAGUAAAAUAAGAAGUGAAAUAAAUAGUUGCCUACAAAAACUAAGUAAAGAAGUGAAUCCAGCACUUGUAAAUAAAUUUAUAAAUAAGUUAACGGGUCGAAUGAAAAAAAUAGUGCCCCUGAGAGAUGUAGAGGACCAAUCUAUGAGGAAUCGAAUGCAAUCGACAAAUCAAUCAAUUGCUUAUAACUGGCAUAGGAAACCAGAGUCACUAAACCCUAGCAUCACGUCACACAAACCAAGACAAAUUCGUGCUGACGAUACUUGGAGCUCUUCACGGAAGACUCCUCAAAGUUCAUAUAAUAUUGAGGGCAUUAAUCCCAGGAGUUUGCAGGGUACUAUAACGUCCUUUCCUGGUUUCGAGGCUAGAGUUAUCAUGUCUUCCACAAAAGAUAAUCGUCAAUUAAGCAAUAAGUCUGCAGUUAAUAUUAAUACGGAAAAAAUAAACUCUGCUCGAGCAUUGCCAUCUAGUGGACCUGAUCCAGAAACUAUUUUAGAAACUGACCUACAAAGACUACUACCACCUUUCAGAGACUACUUUGCAGAAUUCAAAGCUAAGGUUCGUGAAGUUGGAACGAACGAGUUACAGUCUGUUCCAGUAAAAGGCGUAGCACCAAAAAAACAAAAUGUACAAAUGAAAAAAACACGUUUUUCACGAGAAAGCACAGAUGAAGAAAGUGUUUGUUUGUGCGUCAGAAGAAAGUUACGAAAUAAUAACCGGCCACGUUACCUUAGAAAAUUAUUCUGUGACGAUUUUGAUGAUUGUAGACCUUGGCUGAGAACGAGAUGCCGAAUGCCAUUAACUGGUAUUUUAUUUUUCUAGGAAGUUUAAUUAAUUACCAAGUUACUACAGUUAGCUACUACACCAGAAUAAUAACGAAAUGUGUUGCAUUUCAACAUGAUUUUUCUAAAUAAAAAGAAAAAGAACGUUAGCAUAUUUUUUAUCUUCUUAUAACUAAUACGCAAACACGAAUAAAUUACUUCGUUACUUUAUGAGCACCUAAAUAAUUUAAAAUAAAAUCGUCCAUUUUUAAAGAAGUAUCGUUUAAAUUCGAUUGUUAGUUUGAUUUUAGCAGCACCAUCUAGUAUGUAAGUCUCAUAUUAAGUGUAUCUAUGUAGUGUAUCAAUGUGUAUCGAGUGUGUCAAUAUUUAUGUAUAUGUGUUAGUGUAGUGUAUGUUCUGUUUUUCCAACAGGUAAUAUGAAAGUAUUUUGCCAUACAGCCUUAUGUUUACAUACCUAUUCUGUUUUAAGCAUGGAUAUAAUAUAGAGCGGAAAAUUAUAUAAAAUCUAUAUGAAAUUAUCAGUGAAGUUGAUUUAUUUUAAAUUGUAAUCAAUUAGGGUGAAUUUAAAAGAAACGAGAUAAGAUGAAAUAAAAUCUCCGUGAAAUGGUAGCUAUUUAUUGAAAGUUCAGUGGAAUUUUUGGAAGGACCUUAAAUACCACAUACAGCGCUUUUUUUCCGUUUUCCCAAAUUUAUCUACUUUCACAGAUGCUAAGUACUUAUUAAACCACCACUGUUACAUCUAAACCUGCAGAAAAACUAAAUUAGCUUUAAAUGGGAUUAAAAUAGCUUAAUAUAUUAUGUAGUAUCUAUUCUCCUUUAAAUAUUUAAUCAAUUACUACGAAAUUACUACGUUCCUUUCAGCAUCGCCUUUGAUCCACAGGCAGAAAAUGCUUUAGGCAUU
Bombyx mandarina (wild silkworm) is the source of this 7355-nucleotide messenger RNA. RefSeq lists its product as uncharacterized. The record is from RefSeq and is a predicted model, not a curated record. NCBI's taxonomy places the organism in Eukaryota, Metazoa, Arthropoda, Insecta, Lepidoptera, Bombycidae.